Lolium rigidum is the source of this 285-nucleotide messenger RNA. Its product is annotated as signaling peptide TAXIMIN 1-like. The transcript has 2 exons. Bases 1 to 261 code for a protein of 86 amino acids. Lineage: Eukaryota; Viridiplantae; Streptophyta; Magnoliopsida; Poales; Poaceae. The record is from RefSeq and is a predicted model, not a curated record.
AUGGGCUGCUGCUGCUGCGGCGGCGGCGACGGCGACCACGACCGCGGCUGCCGGCCGCUGGGGUUCCUGCUGGGCCUGCCCUUCGCGCUCGUCGCCGUCCUCGUCUCCAUCGUCGGCGCCAUCAUCUGGAUCAUCGGGCUGCCCAUCUCGUGCAUCUGCCCCUGCUGCCUCUGCGUGACGCUGCUGCUGGAGGCGGCCGUGGAGCUCGUCAAGGCGCCGCUCCACGUCAUGACAUGGUUCACCUCCAAGAUACCCUGCUGAUUCAUCUGAUCGCCGCCUCCUCCU